This is a messenger RNA of Musca domestica (house fly), 1384 nucleotides long. RefSeq lists its product as uncharacterized. Lineage: Eukaryota; Metazoa; Arthropoda; Insecta; Diptera; Muscidae. The record is from RefSeq and is a predicted model, not a curated record. The coding region runs from base 60 to 1226 and encodes 388 amino acids. The transcript has 3 exons.
UUUUCAUCGAAACAUAGAAUUAUUGAAAGUAAUUUUAUUACUUUUUUUCACUCGAAAGAAUGUUUACAUUGCGUCCAUUGGCGCCAGUUUUACAACGGACCUUUAACUCUCUUCGCUUUUAUGCACACCCAACGAAAAAAGCUUCCUCCAAAACUAAAACUGCUGCAGCGAUGAAGUUUGUCCAUGAGGAAACAUUGCGAUAUUUGAGCCCGUCAUGUAAUGUCAAAGUUAUUUCGGAUAUUUUCAUAAAAGUUCGAUCUGCCGAUGUCCACGAAUAUCCAAGUGGCGAUGUUUUUAUUGCCCAAUUACAUGGUGGUCCCGCCAAAAAUUGUCCGGCAACAAUGAAUGUCACGGUCAGCGAUGAUGAGAAUAGUGUUGAGGUUCUUGUAAAGCGACUCAAGGAGGAUACUGGUGAUUUUCAUUGUGAGUUAGAGGUACCAGUAAAGGCCAGUGUAGAAGUUACAUCGAAUAGUGGAGCAAAUAUUUCCAAAAUAUUUGGAGAUUUCCUUAAAUUAAAAGCAGAAAAUUAUAUAACUGUAUCGGAUGUAAAAGCUGAAGAUAUAAGCGUUGAGAGUAUUAAUGGAAAUGUGUUUAGUCGUGGCCUCUUACUUGGCAAGAGAACAAAGAUUGUGACGAACAAUAAAGGCCACAUUAUUUUAGAUAAGCUACAAGGAGAUGAAAUAGUUUGCAAGACCGAUCAGGGUAACAUAACUACAAAUUGCUGUUAUGUAGAAUCAUCAGUAUUUGAAACUAAUUCGGGCGAUUUGGACCUAAAAAAUAUGCAUAAAACUAGUAAGAUAAAUGUCCAGCAUCCCGAUGGGAAUCUCAAAAUGACUGGCGUCCAUGGCAACAUAAAUGUCAACUUCAAUGGCAAUUCAAUGGAAUUGCAAUUAUCCGAAUUAAAUGGAGAGAAUUCUAUCAAAUCUGACCAUGCCGAAUCAAUUGUAAUAAAUAUUUCCGAUGAAAUUGAAAAGAAUACUUCGAUUGUGGCAAACUUACGAAAGAACGAUACAAGCAUUACUCUUGACCCAUCUCUGCAGCAUUUGAAUGGUGGUUUGUUGGAAGACAAGCAUAGCUUUAAAUGGCCCACAGAUAAGGAACUUUCGUGUAAAUUACAAAUAGAUGUUAAUAAUUCAUUGAAAUUGGGUAAAUCAUCCUGGGCGGAUAUGUUGCGUUUGAAAAUGAAACAAAACCAGAAGAACAAUAACAAAAAUGACAAGCUUUAAAUUUAGUACUUAAACGAUUUUAAUGUAGAAUUAAUAGAAUUAAUGUUAAGUUUUCUUAAAAAAGUUAUUUGUUUUUUUUUUUUUUUGUUUCUGAGAUAAUAAAUUAAUUUGACUUUGCUUCAAUAUUGGUUUAGUAUCGUCACCAUUUUUCUAUUAAA